AUGGAUGACCUUCCUCCAGAGCAUGUCAAUGCUAGCAACGCAGGCCGAAUCGUCGGCGUUGUCGGCGUAUUCCACCUCUUCGCCUUGACGUUCGUCUCCUUGCGGAUCUACGCCCGGCUGUUCAUCCUCAGGGCUUUCGGGGCGGAAGAUGCGCUCAUCAUCGUCGCCGUUAUACCCUACGGCCUUGGACGGCAUGGCCUGACGAUUCCGACGGAAGACCGCAUCGACUUCGAACGCAUCACAUUCUGGAAGACGGUACUAUCUGAUGGUGUUGCCAUGGGUCUACUGAGAAUUUCUAUGGCGAUUAGUUUGCUGCGGCUCAAGAAGGACCUUAACUGGUAUCGAUGGUCGCUGUACGCUUUGAUAGGUGAUUUGGCUUUUUGCCAUUGA
Molecule: messenger RNA, 390 nt
Organism: Colletotrichum higginsianum IMI 349063
Lineage: Eukaryota; Fungi; Ascomycota; Sordariomycetes; Glomerellales; Glomerellaceae
Product: Integral membrane protein
Exons: 2
Coding region: 1-390 (129 amino acids)
Source: RefSeq, a predicted model, not a curated record